Molecule: messenger RNA, 669 nt
Organism: Sorex fumeus (smoky shrew)
Lineage: Eukaryota; Metazoa; Chordata; Mammalia; Eulipotyphla; Soricidae
Gene: CSN2
Product: casein beta
Exons: 6
Coding region: 1-669 (222 amino acids)
Cellular component (GO): extracellular region
Source: RefSeq, a predicted model, not a curated record
AUGAAGGUCCUCAUCCUUUCCUGCCUUGUGGCUCUUGCCCUUGCAAAGCAGAAUGAAGAAAUUGUAUUCAGUGAGAAUGUGGAAAAGCUUUCAAGCCCUGAGGAAACCAUUAUGAAAACCAUCAAGGAAAAAAUUGAGAAGCUUAAAUUUGAGGAACAACAGCCCAAAGAGGAUGAAGACCAGAAUAAAAUGCACCCCGUGUUCCAGCAACUCUCUCAAUUCUACUCUAAUGCUAUGCCCUUUCCUUACACUGCCUUUCCACAGAACUUCCUUCCUCUUGCUCAACAUGCUGUCGUGCCUUCUUCCUUCCAGCCAGAAACAGUGGAAAACAUCAAAGCUAAGGAGACCUUCUCUUCUAACUGCAAAGCGAUGCCUUUCCCCAAAUCUCCCAUUGCACCCUCUUUUGAACACCAGUUCCUGAACUUCACUGACCUCGAGAGCCUGCAUUUUGCUCUCCCUCUGUUCCAGUCUCUGAUGCAGCAGUUCACUCAGCCUAUUCCUCAGAUUCCCAUGUUCCCUCCUCAGUCUUGGCUGACCAUUCCUCAACCCAAAUUCUUGCUUGCUCCUCAGCAAGAGAUGCCCUACACCCACACAUAUAUGCCCUUCCAGACCUUUCCCCUGACCCAGGAACCUCUUUUCUAUCGUGCUCACAAAAUGUUCUAUCUGUGA